Molecule: messenger RNA, 756 nt
Organism: Dothidotthia symphoricarpi CBS 119687
Lineage: Eukaryota; Fungi; Ascomycota; Dothideomycetes; Pleosporales; Dothidotthiaceae
Exons: 1
Coding region: 229-693 (154 amino acids)
Source: RefSeq, a predicted model, not a curated record
AAGCCGAAAAGGCAGCGAUGUCGCUGCCUUCAACCCCAAAGAAAUGAAGAAGCACCGUCAGAUGUACGACGCUUCGAUCAACAAGAGCGGGUGAAACAAAAAGAGACAACACGCCGACGUGUUGUGCGAAGGAGGCGGUUCGAUGUUACGAAUGACGACCAACGAAUUUACUUUUUUAUUGCGGGCCAAUAUCGCCGUCUCGGAACGCAGAUUUACGAUAAUUCAUGCAUGGACGGAAGGAAAAAAGAAGUCUUCGGCACCACUGCCGUUGCGCAGUUUCGCAACGAAGACAAAAUGGCCAGACGCCACGGAGAUAGAUCCGGACGCAGUUUCCCUUUCUUCUUUACAUGCUUGUUCUUUCUAUCAUGUUGCCAGUCUCAUUCUGGACCCGACUUUUCCAAGUCCGGCCACAGUACUUCUUCCUAUUCAGCGGGCGUUUUUUCUCUUUCAGAGUCGGCACUUUUGCGGGUCGGAAAACCAUUGGUUUCAUCCCCAUGUCAUGUCUGCUUAGCUUUGCAUGUUCUAUACCAUAUGGGAAGUGAUUAUGGGAUGUUUUUAGGAUUGGGACGCAUGGGUACAGGCGCUGGGAGUCGCGGUGUCUGGGGUUGGGGAUUUACUUUUUCUUUCUGCAGGUUACAGACAGCUAACGGGAAACGUGUGUGCGUGCAUGCGCAGUUUCCCGAUAAUUUAUAAAUGCAAUCAAGUUGCAUGUCACAUCUUGAGAACGGCGACCUGAUUGUGAAGUGUUGAGUGACA